Messenger RNA from Brassica napus (rape), 3844 nucleotides. RefSeq names its product auxin-responsive protein SAUR21-like. The record is from RefSeq and is a predicted model, not a curated record. Lineage: Eukaryota; Viridiplantae; Streptophyta; Magnoliopsida; Brassicales; Brassicaceae. Bases 1 to 291 code for a protein of 96 amino acids. The transcript has a single exon. Gene Ontology annotation, biological process: response to auxin.
AUGGCUUUGUUCAGAGGUCUCUUGGGUGCAAAGAAGAUCAUUGGCGUUUCUGUAGCGGUUACAAGCAAACAGACCGUUUCAGCGCCAAAGGGGUUUCUUGCAGUGUACGUUGGUGAAGACCAGAUCCAGAAGAAGAGAUAUGUGGUGCCAAUCUCAUAUUUAAACCAGCCUUCUUUUCAAGCUCUUCUCAGCAAAUCCGAAGAAGAGUUUGGAUUCGAUCAUCCAAUGGGUGGCUUGACAAUCCCCUGUCCUGAAGAUACCUUCAUUAGUGUGACGUCAAGGUUUCAAUGAUGAUGUUCCAAAAGAAGAAAAAACUAACGUUAGUUAGAGAUAUAAUCAUCCAAUGUAAAUAUGUUAACGUUUUACAAUGUGAAAGAGUUAAAUAAUAUGAAUAGUUUCAGAAUGCUUUUUCUCCCAAGUUAAAUGAAUGUGCAACCAAAACACAAACAAUGAAAAGCUAAAAGAGGUUUUUUCUCUCUCUUUGGUUCUCUGUUUACAAUCCACCAUUGAUUAUGCUUUCUUCAAAACUUAAUCGUUUUCUUACGUAUGCUACUAUGGUUUUAUUUCCUCUUUCUUGAUUCUUUGUUCUUUUUCUUCUAAAUCUUUAUAGCAUGCAGACAGCAUGCAGACAGCAGACCAAUGUUUUCGCUCUUCAUGUGUCGUCGUAACUCGUACGUGUUAGUGUUAACACAUAUUUUCGGUUAUAAUAAAUUGAGUUCAAACUAUAUUGUACUCCUAGUAGAACCGGGUGAAAGGUAGCAAAACCGGAGGGUAAAUCUUGGGAUGGAAACAAAAAUUUCCGGAUUAAUGUUCGGGAUUUUGAACCCGACGUGAAUCGAACACGCAACCUUCUGAUCUGGAGUCAGACGCGCUACCAUUGCGCCACGGAUCCGGAUGUCUAAUACCCUCACAUAUACUUAUCUAACCUUGAUUUGAUAUAAUACAAAGUUAGGGUUCCUUCGUUUUCAACGAUCGAUCAAAAAUGGUGUCUAUUGCAUGAAAAUGACAUUCACCUUGUAAACAUUUAGAACAACUCUUUCAAGAAGAAAGAUAAAAAAGUCAUAUAUUAUACAAUGAAUAAGUCUACUUCAAGAAUAAAAUACUGGAAAAUCAGUUAUUCAUCACUGGAUCCUAGAAGUCACAUUGAUGAAGGUAUCUUCGGGACAAGGAAUGGUUAAGCCACCCAUUGGAUGAUCAAACCCGAACUCUUCCUCGGAUUUACUGAGAAGAGCUUGAAAUGAAGGCUGGCUCAAGUAUGAGAUCGGCACCAAAUAUCUCGUCUUCUGACUCUCUCCUACGUACACAGCCAGAAACCCUUUUGGUGGUGCCACUGAGGCUGCUCUUUUGCUCGUUGAAGCUCCUGCGGUGUAGAGGCCAAGAAUCUUCUUUGCACCAAGUAGACUUCUCAUCAACGCCAUCUCUUUUUUUAAAGUUUGAAAUUUUUUUUUGAGGCUUUUGAAGAUGUAUGAAAAGCUUCAAGUUGAUGGAUAUGUUGCUUCCUGUUUUUUUUUUUUUUUUUUUUUUAAUUGAAGAUAUCCUUUCCAAAAUAUUCUUACAUCACAAAAGUACGUAAUGAAAGGUAAAGAAAGAGCAGAAGAAGAAAAAAUGAUGGUUUAAAAUGAUAGAAAGAGCACAAGAGAAGAUGCCUUCAAUGAUUAUAGAGAAGGAGAGCUAUGGCUGGAAGUAUUGGAACCAAAGAUGAAGGUAUGAAACGCCAGCCAUAGUGGACGAAUGGGUACCCAUCCGAGACAACCUUUCCUUUUGAUCCAAGCCAUGGAGCUUGGCUCUUAAAAUUGUUUGAAGCUCUUUCAACAGGGAAGUAACAGACCUUGAAGUUGCAGUGUGGAUCCUUGUGUUUCUUUCUUUCCAAAUAAGAUAAACUGCCGCCUGGAAAAUGAUCUUACACAAUACCUUAAGCUUUGCAUUAGUCGUAAAGGACCUGAGCCACACCAGAUUAUGCUCAAAGCUAUUAGGUGGUGAGAAUGGAGCUGCUUGAAACAAAAAAUUCCAAAGGUCCAGCGAGAACGAACAAGCGAAGAAUAAGUGAUGAAGACUCUCAUCAACCGUAUCGCAAAGAGGACACAAAGGAGUAACAUCUAAACCCCACCUUCUUAGCUUAUCUCGAGUCGGCAUUCUAUCACGAGCAGCAACCCACGUGAUAAAUGUAUGUUUCGGAAUAUUUCCUUGGAACCAAACCGACGAGAACCAGUCAACAGGAGGUGGCAUCGGGUGCAAAGUACUCCAAGUUAAAGCAGAGGAAAAGACAGCAGGAGGUGAAUGCAAAGUAUUACGCCAGAGAAAAAUAUUCGGGAGAGAAGAGUUUAUUUCAGCAGGCAAGUCAGGAAGACAAGCUCGCAGCAGAAGAAGAGUGGGAUGUCUUCCCCUUGGCCUAGACCAAGCACCCCUCGAAGCAGCCUGUUUGACAGUAAGCAUAAAGCGUAUGCCAGUAACUCUCGGACCGUUUGCCCCUGUAAGGUUAAUCAAAGGUCCUAAACCUGUCCAAUUAUCAUGCCAAAAAGAGGCAGUAUUCCCAGAAUGAACCUGACAUACCAAGAAAGGCCUUGCCAACUCCCGGAGCUUAAUCAGCCGUCUCCAUAUCCAGGAGCCAUUUCCCGUGGAGACAGUUCUGGAUGUUGCUUCCUGUUUGUUGAUGAUAUAAAGAAAGGGUUAUGUGUGUAUAUAGAAAGAUUAAUGAAUGAGUUUGAAAAGUCCUUGAAACAUGUGGUCUACAAGUGUGGGACAGGCUAUAGAACAUGGUUCUGUCUUUAACAUCUCUAAAAGAUGCAUUAAAGCAACUUGUCUACUUGGAUAAUCUCCAUAUCCAGUUCACAAGGGCUUGUUUUCUCAAUGUUUCUAAAGAAAGAAUCCUUUAUUUUACUUAUAAUUGUCAUGUGUGAUCCUAAUAUUAUCAAAGAACAACUUGAACGGUGGAAUAGACUUCUUGUUAUGGUUGUUGAGAAACUUCAGGUCCCAUUUAGUUCUUAUUAAAUCCAUUAAGACCACAGAUAUGAGAUAAUAGGAAAAAUAAACAACCAUAGAACGUGGAAGAAAGAACCUUGCUGGUCUUUGUUAUUGACAGUGGCAUAUGUAUCAUCUAAAGCUUUUUGAGACAACAAGCCCUUGUGACUCAUCUAUCAUCAAGACAAAUUUCAUUAAUGCAUCUUUCCAUAGUUUUUAAGACAGAACCAUGUGAUCUGCUCUGGUCUGUCCCACGAUCCAAGUCCACAAGUUUCAAAGUUCUUUUCUAUGAGAUUUCAACUCAUUCAUUGAUCUAUCUAUAUAUACACACGAGUCAUUCUUUCUAUCAUUAACCAAAAACAAGCAAUUCAAUAACUUUAAUCCUUUCAUACAUCUUCAAAAGAUUCAAAAGAACUCAAACGUUCAGCAACAAAAGUAAAACGAAAUGGCUUUGGUGAGGAGUCUAUUGGGUGCAAAGAAGAUGCUUGGAGCUGCAACAAGCAAAAGAGCAACCUCGGCUGCACCAAAAGGGUUUCUUGCAGUGUACGUAGGAGAGAGCCAGAAGAAGAGAUAUGUGGUGCCAAUCUCAUACUUAAGCCAGCCUUCGUUUCAAGCUCUUCUCAGUAAAUCAGAAGAAGAGUUUGGGUUUGAUCAUCCAAUGGGUGGCUUAACCAUCCCUUGUCCUGAAGAUACUUUCAUCAAUGUUACUUCUAGGCUUCAGUGAUAAUUGUCCAACAUAUUGUUCGUCUAGUUAGAAAUAGAUUUGUUCCUUGUAGAUAGAGGAUUUUUUUCUCUUCUUCUUGAAAGAGUUGUUCUAUAACUUUUUGAAGAGAAUGCCACAGAUACGAAGAUCUAUGUGAAUGCCAUAUAAUUUUUUGAAAAACCA